Messenger RNA from Onychomys torridus (southern grasshopper mouse), 2075 nucleotides. It is a transcript of the gene Xrcc1, whose product is annotated as X-ray repair cross complementing 1. Lineage: Eukaryota; Metazoa; Chordata; Mammalia; Rodentia; Cricetidae. The coding region runs from base 126 to 2021 and encodes 631 amino acids. Gene Ontology annotation, cellular component: nucleus. The record is from RefSeq and is a predicted model, not a curated record. The transcript is spliced from 17 exons. Gene Ontology annotation, biological process: single strand break repair; base-excision repair; double-strand break repair via nonhomologous end joining. Gene Ontology annotation, molecular function: damaged DNA binding.
GGCGCGCUUGCGCACGGAGUCCGGUGCCCGCGCGCUCCCCCCCUCCUCCUCCCGGGCCCCUGCUGCCGCUGGAACCCUUCUUCCUCACUCUCCGGGUGGUAGCACGGACGUCCACCGGCGUGGACAUGCCGGAGAUCAGCCUCCGCCACGUCGUGUCCUGCAGCAGCCAGGACUCGACCCAUUGUGCAGAAAACCUCCUCAAGGCGGACACUUACCGGAAGUGGCGGGCAGCUAAGGCAGGCGAGAAGACCAUCUCCGUGGUCCUCCAGUUGGAGAAGGAGGAGCAGAUACACAGCAUAGACAUUGGGAAUGACGGCUCAGCCUUUGUAGAGGUGCUGGUGGGCAGCUCGGCCGGAGGGACCACAGCUGGCGAACAGGACUAUGAGGUCCUUCUGGUCACCUCCUCUUUCAUGUCCCCUUCUGAGAGCCGAAGUGGCUCGAACCUGAACCGAGUUCGUAUGUUUGGACCUGACAAGUUAGUCCGGGCAGCAGCAGAGAAGCGCUGGGACCGCGUUAAAAUUGUGUGCAGCCAGCCAUACAGCAAGGACUCCCCCUAUGGCCUGAGUUUUGUGAGGUUUCACAGCCCUCCAGACAAAGAUGAGGCGGAGGCUCCGUCCCAGAAGGUGACCGUGACCAAGCUCGGCCAGUUCCGUGUGAAAGAGGAGGAUGACAGUGCCCACUCCCUGAAGCCAGGGGCCCUCUUCUUCGGCCGCAUCAGCAAGCCGUCUUCAGCCUCUGCUAGCGACCCAGCAGGACCCAGCUACGCAGCAGCUACGCUGCAGGCCUCAAGUGCGGCCUCCUCUGCCUCUCCAGUCUCCAAGGCUUUGGGUAGCUCUUCCAAGCCCCAGGAGUCUCCCAAAGGGAAGAGGAAACCAGACUUGAAUCUAGAAGACAGGAAGCCUCCCAGCAAACCUUCAGCAGGGCCACCUGUCCUCAAGAGACCCAAAUUGCCUGUUCCUGGUCGCGCCCCAGCUGCUGCCCCUGCCUCUACCCCAGCACAGAAGACAGUCCCAGGGAAGCCCCGCGGAGACAGCACGGAGCCCAGGGUAGCUCGAGCUGGCCCCCAGGAGCUGGGGAAGAUUCUGCAGGGUGUGGUGGUGGUGCUCAGUGGCUUCCAGAACCCCUUCCGCUCAGAGCUUCGGGACAAAGCCCUGGAGAUGGGGGCCAAGUAUCGGCCAGACUGGACCCCGGACAGCACACACCUCAUCUGUGCCUUCGCCAACACUCCCAAGUACAGCCAGGUCCUGGGCCUCGGAGGCCGCAUCGUGCGUAAAGAGUGGGUGCUAGACUGUCACCGCAUGCGCCGCCGGCUGCCCUCCCGGAGGUACCUCAUGGCAGGUCUUGGCUCCAGCAGUGAGGACGAGGGGGACUCUCCCAGUGAGAGCGGUGAAGAGGAAACUCCCAAGCUUCCCCGAAAGCAGCCCCAGGCUAAAGCCAAGACCCAGGCAGCAGGACCCAGCUCACCCCAAAGACCACCAACUCCAAAAGACACCAAAGCAUCCUCACCAGGACCCCAGGACAAUAGUGACACCGAGGGAGAACAGUCAGAAGGGCAGGACAAUGGGGCGGAAGAUUCCGGGGACACCGAGGAUGAACUGAGGAGGGUGGCCAAGCAGAGUGAGCCGAGGCAGCCCCCAGCUCCAGGGGAGAACGGUGAAGACCCGUAUGCUGGCUCCACAGAUGAGAACACAGACAACGAGGCUUCCAUGGAGGCUGACCUGCCGAUUCCAGAGCUCCCAGACUUCUUCCAGGGCAAACACUUCUUCCUGUACGGGGAGUUCCCUGGGGAUGAGAGGAGGAAGCUCAUCCGAUACGUGACCGCUUUCAAUGGUGAGCUCGAGGACUACAUGAGUGAGCGGGUCCAGUUUGUUAUCACAGCCCAGGAGUGGGACCCCAGCUUUGAGGAGGCCCUGAUGGACAACCCUUCCCUGGCAUUCGUCCGGCCCCGGUGGAUCUACAGUUGUAACGAGAAGCAGAAAUUACUCCCCCACCAGCUGUAUGGGGUGGUGCCCCAGGCCUGAGCGUACACACCUGUGUGCACACACAUGGCUUUAAUAAAGGGGACUUUGUUUGGA